UCCUCGCCGAACCAGCCGCCAGCGGCCAUACGCUCCGUGGCGGCUUCGUCGUUCAGUCAUCGUAUGACCGUGGGGAACGAGUGUUGUUAUUUCGUUCGUAGUCCGCUAACACCGCAUUACUUAUUAUAUUUACGUGUCUGACACCGCAUAUCCUUUGAACUGUAAUAGACUUUUUGCAGUUAGUUUAAGAAACCGGAUUUUAAUUUGUGAUUGUUGUCAUAUCUGACAGCGCGCGUGUUGUGCUCUAUCGAUAUAACCUGUACAACUUCAAGGGCACGGGCAACUUUGUGCUUUGGAUGCGGUGCUUAAGAAGCUGUUCUAGGGAUUUUAGCCUUGCCUUUUGUAAGAUGUAAGUGGGCGUAUUCGAAAGUUUGAAAAUCGAUCGGGUGACGUGCGUGCGUGGGAUUGCGUUUACGUAAUCUUUGUUUACCUUGGGAAUUUGCACUGUGUUGAUUACCGAGUCCUUUAUCACUACAUCUCUGGCGAUUGCAGACACAACAAAAUACGCUCGAUGUCAAAAUAAUAAUUAGAAUUCCAGUUAACAGAUUUCCUACAUGCUUUGGAGUAAUUAAAGUUAUUUACCAGACAUCACUUGGAAUGACUCAAAUUAAUCAGGAAGCAUUGGCCCUAGCGUCCAGGGCGUGGGCGUGAGAUGGCUCGUGCGGGCAUGCUGCACAGAGGAAAAAAUGGACCCGAAGGCUGCGACGACGUGCAGCGAUCCCUUGAACUGCUGGACCAGGUGCUGAGCGAGUACGACGACUCGCCUCGAUCGCUGGAGGCGCGGGGUCCUGCGCCCACGCCGCCCACGCCCGCUACGCCCGCGGACGACGAUUCGCCCCUCGCCGGACAUACGUCCGAGGACGAUGGAUACAUGAGCAUGAACGGACGCAGAGCGAAGUUCGCGCUGGGCUUUCGACCAACAGAGGAGCGCGAAGAGCCGUCGCCUCCUGACCCUCCGUCACCGCAUUCUCCACCUCCGCCAGAGGAGGCCGAGAGGAUCAUUUCAAACCUCUUACCUAAAGUGUCACCAGCAAAUUCAGCGAAUCGUACAAUAUCGAUAGAGCGACGCGACGAGGACAAACUUGACUCAAUUAUCAGCGUUAAUGGCAUCACCACCGCAACACAAACAACAUUCCCAAAAACAAGGCACCAAAGGCCUUAUGGAUGGGAGAAAGACACCGAAACAAACCACACUCAUUUCAAUCAAUCACCGCCUUUUAAGUUCAGUUCGCUCCAACACGGAACGAGACCGCCCCAGGAAGGCGUCAUCCCGUGGCUGCCUCCGCGUCAAGUUCCCGUCAAGUCUCCCAGCUUCGAGAACCCACCGAUCUUCCCAUUCAUGGGUUUCUCCAGCGAAUUCAACGACAAGCCGUACAAUGAGCAUCCCGUCACCAUUUAUCCGGGACCCAAUAUAUACAAAUCGCCCACGUACAAACUAUCCCCGUCCAUAAAAAUAGAGAAGAAACGAGACAGCAGGUCCGACGAAGAGGUCCUGUCUCCGAAGGGAAAGAUUCCUCCCCGAACUCUCGCCGGUUCUAUGGAGCGACAUAGAGAGGUGUGCAGAGGAUCCUCAGAGGAUAUUGAAAAGAGAGGUGAGAGAAAUGAUGAGGAGCAUUUCUCGGACGAUUCCUUGGAGUCGUUCCCGCCGCCGCCGACCAACAACACGCCUUCGAAACGCAAUUCCAUAGCAUGGGAAGUGUCCCUCGAUGGUGAUGAUACUCUACUUACACCGGGUAGUACAAAGGUUAUCGGGAGACGUAGGAGAAAAUCAGGCGACCAAUCUCACUCCAGCACAAGCUCGAUUCCUCAAAGGUUGGACGACGAUUGGGCAGAAGAGUACUGGCCCCCUCCGCCCCCUCAGUCCCAGUGCGAGAGCCAAGCGUCACCUUCCGAUGCCGAACCGGAGCUACGUCGAACCCACGACCUUUCCUGCGGCACCUACGUCAUCAGAAAAGGCAAAAACCGCAAGCAGUUACCGAGUUUCGCUAAGAGCCCCAAAGCGACCGAUCCCCCUAACCUAAUAAAAAGCCAUAGCCUCAACAGAAGCACGGACAAAUCCAUAGACGGAUCCAGCAUAUCGAUAAGCGGCUCGGGCUCCGUCGGCUCCUACAACUCCAGACCUAGCUCCGAUCUAAGUCUACCUCAGUCUAGAUAUAGUGUCGACUUAAAUUCUCGAUUGAGUCGAGAACUCAACACUCCGAACUCGAGAUAUAGCAUAGACUUAUGUACACCCAACUCUAGAAUAAGCAAAGAGAUGACGUCUCCUAAAUCUAGGCUCAGUUUGGAUCUUAACGGACAAGAUAGGUACAUGAAUCAGGAUUACUACGGACACAGUCCCAAGAGCAGAAAGACGCCGGAGAAGAGGGAACCAAAAGUUCAGAACAAACUGUCGCCGCAAAAUAGAUUCACCGAUUUUAAGAAAUAUUCGUCUACCUUUGAUAAUAUACAAUCGUUGAUUAAGGAAGGGAAAGUCGAGGAGGCACCUCAGAAUGAGUGUAACGAGACGGUCGGUGAGCUCUCCACGGUACCGCCGAACAUGGUCCGUGUCAUAUCUCUACCCACACUCGGGGCGGAGUCCGAGAGCAACAGUGCCAGCAGACAGGCGCUCAUCACCACCGUGGAAGAAGAGGAAGACCAGGAAAUCGCCGAACCGGGCUCCAGCGGGGAGACAUCUCCGCUUCGGAAAAUUGAAAAUAAUAUAAGCGCUAUACUAAGUCAAGGGCGGGACCACUUUACCCCAUACUUACCUAAAGACUGGAAUAUCCAUAAGGAUGAAUACUGUGAUGAAGUGUCUAAAGAUAUAUUAGAAAACAGUUUCCGUUAUAGUUCUAGGGAGAGGCAGAAGAGACACGAUAUACAGAAAUCGUCGAGUCACAAUGAGAUUCAGAACCAGAGGUCGAUCGAGAGAAGAGACCGAUCUUCGGGACGAAGGUCGAAUAGCAUGCAUAAGUCUACCAGUGCCAAAGACGUGCCAGUCAGUUUGAUGCGUCAGCCGUCGUCAUCAGAUUCCGCAGUUUCCAGCGGUGGAGACUUUCCACUUAAUGUGCAAAUCGUGGAACAUUCCUAUAGGCACAAUCAGCUGCCUCCGUCGCCCAAUUUGGGCCACGACAGAGGUCCUUUACCUCAAACACCAGAGUCACCCAAAUUUCCGCCUUUACCGCCCUCUCCUGUACAAGAGGUUGAUGAUGAAUACACGGAGAUAAUGCAGCCGACUGAAAGACGCCACACUAAGAAAGCGGACACAUUACCGACGCCAACACUGGAAUCUCGUAGAAGGCCUUCAGAACCGCCAGCCGUACCACCACAUAGGGAUAACACAAAUAGCCUAAAAACCAGGUCGAUGGAAACCAGCUAUAACAAGAACAGAAGAAACAGUUCACAACAUUUCAAAAGCGGCUCAACGGAUAGAAGGACUCUACCCACAGAUACGGGAGCGAGUGGCGCCCGUCGUCGUACUUUACAGCGACAGAACCGAGACGUUUCCAGUGGUAGGGGGCAGUUGCAGACUUCCGCUAGUCUUCCGGAGACGCCAGUCUUUGCUCGGGGUUGUGACGUCCCUCGUACUCCGCCUAGGAACUCAACUGGACCGCCUAGAAAUAACACUAUGAGUUCUAUGCAAACCAUAGGAAGUAGUGUGACUUUGGGCGGAUAUGGGCGUGGGUCAGUGAUGGGAGCAACGGGAGUGUGUACGGGCGCUGAUCUUCUCAGGAUGGGAGGACCUCCACGAGGCUGGUACCCACGACAGAGGCAUAGGCCCGCCUCCAUCGAGCAUCUAGACAGAAUCUCUUCGUCCAAAAUGGCAGCAGAUCACCCAAUAGCGUGGGACAAUGCUGGUGCUCGCAAACCGCUAACACUACCGCCGAAUUUAACCCCGAAAUUCUUCCAAAAGUCUCCAAGAGAAGCGCUUCGAAGAGUUACAAGCUUAUUAAUACGAAAAGGUAACAAUGGGAAAGAAAAGGAAAACACAAGAAACAAGGAAGCAACUUCCCCUGCAGCACGCUCAGCUAAUGGUGAGGAGCAUCCCGGUCAGAAGCAACGUAAAGGUUUCUUUCGGAACCUUUGGAAGAAGUCUCGCCAUUAUUCCUUAGAGCAUCCAUGACUCAACAACAAGUCAUAUCGAUGGACACUUUGCUUACCAUAAACCCGAACUGCUCUCCGAAGCACGUUACCUACUGUUGUAUUUAACCGCGCACAACUACUAUUGCAAUGAUUUAUUUAUUCGAAAUAAGUAAUAUAUUGUUCAUAACAUUAAGCGUUAAUAUUUUUAACAAAUAGUGUACACGUGUGAAUGUGGCUUUGAGAUGUGUAGUUGUAAGUCUUAGGUACCGACAUGGAUGUUUGAAUAAAUCAAUUAAUAAACUAACUUCCUUAAAACGCGACGAUAUUGUCACUAAUAGUAAAAUUGAAAAGUCCAAUUACUAUUUUACGAUUAUAGUCGUCAUCUUAGUCUCAAGUUGCAGAUUUUUUUAAUAUUAUCAAUACCAUCACUUUUACAGCUGCUGAUCAUUGAAUUUAUUUGAAUGUACAGUAUUACUAUUUAUAAAUGAUCUUUGAACAAUCUUAUAAAAUUUACAAUCUACUACGCUUUUGCGUAUAUUAAUUGAUACUUACUUACUUUCUAUCCCUUAUAUAAAGCUUGGCCUACGUUUUUAUGAGUUUUUCGCCUAGACGCUUCUUUAUCAUGUAUUAAUUAUGAACUGUAGAAAUGUAGAUAUACACAUAGAAGUUUAAGUACUAUGUAUUUCUGUUUUCUCACCACGAUACUUGGGAGUUAUGCUGAAUGACACAAUACAUAUUUAUACAUGUUUACACAACAGCUAUUGGCACAACAACUUUUAUAAGUUUAAAUAUACUAUUUUUGUCGUAGAAUUUAGGCUUGUAAAGUUACUCUUGUAUUGAAUAAUUUCUAAGAACCAAAGUCAUUUUUGAGGACUGCAAGUUUUAAUAUUUUAUACCAAUUCUUGUAUUCGAGUGUACUUAAAUCUCUAUUAUUAUUGUAGAUUUUGUCAGAAGAAAAUAAAUUAUGUUCAUUAGAAAAAAGUUACGAUUUUUAUUUAUCACCUACCCUACAUUGACGCAAUAUACAAACAUGUUGACUGGGAUGUGGUUGCAGCGUCUCGAUGGCAUAUAUGUACAUGAGAGUGAGAUAUGCAGAUCAAACAAAAAUAAUAAACCGCCAAAAAUUUCUUUCCUGGGAUGGCGAGAUGGUUCGUUCAUAUAAGAGGACAAGCCAAAAUCUAUUCACUAGAGUGUGGAUACUUUGAAAGUGAACAAAGGUUUCAGGGCCGUAGGAAAUGGUCUGUCCGGUCUUCCCUCUGGUCUGCCACUCAUAAGAUAAAAUAUAUCUAAAAUACCAUUCCACUAGAAUAGAUGUUGAAUCAAUUUAACAUUUAGGAAUGAAAUUUUGCCUUUUAGCUACUUAUAUUUACUUAUUUAUGGUAUCUGAUAUUGUAAUAGGGUCACGUAAAAAAAUAUUACAAUAAGUUAUAAAAUCAGUAAAUGCAUUUAUAUCAAGGUUACCUAUGUAAUUAAGUGGAAAUGAAAAAAAAAACGAUAUUGUUAUAUAAUACAAAUCAUUUUAUUAUUAGAUAGACACAGUUCCCAUCGCUUAUCAGAAACAAUGUACAAAGCUAUAGUAGUAAUAUCAAAUAUAAACAAUAUGCACCCUUCGUUUACUGCAAGCCUUGUUUGAGGAUAAAGGUUAAUAAUAAUAAUUGAGCGCUUCUAGUUACUGCAGCUAAGAGAAAACAGAAUGCAAAUGGUUUAUGUUUCACUACACAAUAUUAUAAAUGCGGAAUAAUGAAAAAAAAGAAGCAUAGCAAACAUUUGGCGUGCGUUAGGCGCGACGCAUUACAUUGGAUGUUAUAUUUUUCACACGAUGGUUCCAGUGGGACUAGAGAUUUUUCAUUAAAAAUGUAUUACUUUUACUUGGGUUACAGUGUCUUUCAUUUCAUAACAAGCCCUUACACAAAUGCCUAUUUGUAGUUACAUAUAUAAUAAUUGUUGUAUAUCGUUACAGUAAUUUCAUUACGUGGUUAUAGUGAUUUCUUGUCAAGCAUCUGCACACAAAAAAAUUACUUGAUUUGACUUUGCUCUGUCGUAGAAAAAAUUCUGAUGUUAAAGGUAUUAAAACGAAUCUGUUAAAUAUAACAGCUGUUAACGACAGAUCGCUUGAAAAGAAAUAAAAAAUCUCUAUACAUCAUACUUUGGGACCGGCUAGCAAAGUCGCCAUUCUUUACAGCAUAGGUCGAUAAAAAGCAAAUUUUAAAAUAUAAAUUUAAACUAUACACAGUCACAAUUACUCUGUGGAAGCGGUGAGCGUGUAAAAAAGGGUCCAGAAUCCGCAAAGUAAUUGUAUCUGCACACAGUUACUAAGCACAUCAGACACUGAUGACGCCAUAAUUUAUCGAAUAUCAAAACAAAUGAACGAUUCUUAUCACUUUAUAGAAUAUACAAAAUGCAGUUACUUAUU
Molecule: messenger RNA, 6472 nt
Organism: Pieris napi
Lineage: Eukaryota; Metazoa; Arthropoda; Insecta; Lepidoptera; Pieridae
Exons: 16
Coding region: 653-4099 (1148 amino acids)
Source: RefSeq, a predicted model, not a curated record